AUGGGGUUGCUUUUGGCGGAGUUGGUUACUGCUGUUGGAGCCCAGUUAACACCUCCCAACACAGUUUGUGGUGCCGAUAAUAUUCAACUCUUUUACCGGCCUAUGAAAGACUGGCCCUUUGAAUGUGAGCGGCGCUUAGUUCUAUUCGAGAACUACUUAAAGGAAUUGGGCUGCGCAUCCGGCCAAACGAUAUCGGACAAAUGCAUGACGACCGUGAAAGUGUGUGGCGAUAACAUCGUAGCUAUGGUUGUGAACGAGACCUCAUUGAUGUCUGGAAUCCGGAACUACAUUUUCAUGCUGUUGCAAAUAAAAUCUGAAGAUGACGUGGUGGCGUACGACUCGCAUGAAGGUGCUAGCUCUUGCCCACAAAUAUGUCCAGUCGACCGCUGA
Molecule: messenger RNA, 390 nt
Organism: Gregarina niphandrodes
Lineage: Eukaryota; Apicomplexa; Conoidasida; Eugregarinorida; Gregarinidae
Exons: 1
Coding region: 1-390 (129 amino acids)
Source: RefSeq, a predicted model, not a curated record